CGUUCGCCACUGGAGGGGACCUAUCUUCUAGGAAUCGUCCUAUAUCCCACCUCAUCACAUCGCAACUCCCAUCUUAGGAACGCAAAGAAUGGCGGCCUUUGACCUCCUGCUAUCCUUAGCAAUACCCGCACUGAUCGUGGUGCAUCUGCUGGUGGCCCCCUAUACCAAGGUCGAGGAAUCUUUCAACAUCCAGGCUGCCCACGAUAUCCUCGUAUAUGGGACGCCCACCAGCGACGUGUAUCGUCGGCUCUCGUCCCAGUACGACCAUUUCGACUUUCCCGGCGCCGUCCCCCGGACCUUCGUCGGUCCCGUCCUGCUGGCCGGGAUCAGCCAGCCGGUCAUCGCCGUGGUGGGCUUCCAGCACGCCCAGCUCGUCGUCAGAGGCGUCUUAGGGCUCCUCAACGCUGCCGCCUUGUUGAUUUUUAAGUCUAACGUGGAGAGGGCGUUUGGAAGGUCGGCCGCGAGGUGGUAUGCCUUACUGCAGCUCAGCCAGUUCCACAUCAUGUUCUACGCCUCUAGAACGCUACCAAACAUGUUUGCUUUUGGCUUGACGACGUUGGCGUUCUCGCAAUUGAUAGACCGACCCGAGACGAAAUCGCAGGUGACACGCUACAGGGUAGCCAUUGCAAAUCUAACCAUUGCCGCCGCCGUGUUUAGGUCAGAACUGGCCAUUCUCCUGGCGACGACGACCCUGUAUGGUCUGGCUACUUCUAGGAUCUCCCUCGGCCGGGUUAUCCCUACUUUCCUCGUCUUCUUUAUCAUGUCUCUGGUGUUGUCACUACCGAUUGACUCCUAUUUCUGGCAAAAGCCGUUGUGGCCGGAACUUUGGGGCUUCUACUACAAUGCCAUCCUCGGCUCUUCCUCCGAAUGGGGGGUUUCGCCCUGGCAUUACUACUUCACGUCCGCCAUACCCAAGAUCCUUACGAACCCCUUGAGCACGGCAGCUCUCAUCCCUUAUGCCCUUUGGAACGCUGGAACAAGGAGCCAGGUACGCCCGCUGGUGGUACCCAGCUUGCUUUUCGUGGCGAUAUACUCCCUGCAGCCGCAUAAAGAGGCGCGGUUCAUCUUCUACGUGGCGCCGCCGUUGACAGCCACGGCAGCGCUUGCGGCAAACUACGUAGUCGCACGCCGCGCGAAAUCCUUAAUUUGGGCGCUCGCCUCCGCGGUGAUCGUCGGCUCGGUACUGAUUUCGUUCGCCCUGAGCACCGGCAUGCUCAUCAUAUCAUCUCUCAACUAUCCCGGGGGUGAAGCGCUUUGGGAGCUGCGCAAUCUGGUCACCUCUUCUUCGUCCCCCGACCUGCAGAUCGUCAUGGUACAUACAGACGUAUUGUCUUGCAUGACGGGAGUAACCCUCUUCGGACAGCACCCCCGGCCCCCUAACGACCCGCGACCUACGAACGACAUAACGUUCCAUUUUGACAAGACUGAAGAUGAGAACGCGUUGCGCAGCCCAGAAUUCUGGGAGAAAUUCGACUACGUGCUUGCUGAAGACUCUGCCAAGGUGAUCGGAUCUUGGGAGACGGUAGGGGUGGUGGAAGGCUUUUCCGGCGUUGACGUAGCAAAACCAGGUACUCCGUUGAGAAGUGACGUUGAAAGUGGCCUCGGCGAAACUUUCGGUAGAGGGUCUGUUGUGAGGGACGCCAGAGAGUACACGAGGUCACUAACGGGCGGGUGGUGGCUUGGCCCGAAGAUGGAGCCAAAGAUACAUAUCCUACGCAAAAUACGCGACGGCGAAGCGAGACGAGCCGUAAUAGAAUGAAGCCGCCCCUUUUUGGCUAGAUGAGUAGUACACAGAGAUGACGACUGCUUGGUGUAAUGUGUCUUAAGCCCCACCAGGAAUCGUCCUCGGUAAGUGGGGAUAGGGACCGACGACCCCAAGCGGCGCUGUCUUGAGUGUGGUAAUACAUGG
Durotheca rogersii is the source of this 1909-nucleotide messenger RNA. Its product is annotated as glycosyltransferase family 22 protein. Gene Ontology annotation, cellular component: endoplasmic reticulum membrane. The transcript is spliced from 3 exons. The record is from RefSeq and is a predicted model, not a curated record. Bases 89 to 1759 code for a protein of 556 amino acids. NCBI's taxonomy places the organism in Eukaryota, Fungi, Ascomycota, Sordariomycetes, Xylariales, Xylariaceae. Gene Ontology annotation, molecular function: alpha-1,6-mannosyltransferase activity. Gene Ontology annotation, biological process: protein N-linked glycosylation.